AUGAACUAUAAAUAUCAGUUUACAGAGAAAUUUAAUAGAGAAUGGUACUAUUUACAGGGGUAUAGAUACCAAGUGGAAAUAAAUAAGACUAAUGAAUACAUAGCUAAGAUUAGAUUUAGUGACAUAGAGUUAAUUUCACCUAAAUUCAAUCAGGAAAAGGAAGCUGAAGAGUUUAUAUUUAAGGCAGGAAUAGAAGUAUUGAAUAACCUAGAAUUAAGAAGAAAUGAACUAUAUAAUAAAGAAAGAGAGUGUUUAAUUAAAGAGUAUAAAAAGUACUAUGAGAAGGCUGAAACUAAUAAAGAAUUAGCCAGUAAAAUUAGUGAAAUAUCUCAAGCAUCAGCUAAUGGAGCAGAUUUUUUAACCAUCAAACAAAAGAAAGAAGAAUUAAAGGACUUUUUUGCUAAAAUAACAAAGAAUACUGAUUUAUUAAAUAAUAAUCAAGAUAGAGAUAAUUUAAUUAUGAAAGAUAAUCAUUCAGAAAGAAGUAAUUUAUUAGUUGAAAAUAAUUUACUAAUUAAGAAUGAUUUUAAUAGAAACAAUUUAAUAAUUAAUGACAAUUUAGAUAAAAUUAAAAAAUUAAAAAUUGAAGAAAAUAAUUUUAAUAAAAAUAUUGAAAUUAUGGAUAAAGAUAUUAACAAUUUAUUUAUUAAUGAAAACAUUUCAACUAAUAAUGAAUUAAAAGAUAAUGAUCAUUUAGAUGAUAAUAAUAAUGAAUUAAAAGAUAAUAGUUUUAAUAAUAAUAAUAUUUUUAUUAAUAAUAAUCAUUUAAAAAAUAAUAAUUUUAUUAAUAAUAAACAAUUAGAUAUGAAUAAUCAGUUAAAUAACAAUAACGUAAAUGACAAUCAAUUAGAUCAUAAUAAUGAAUUAAAUGAAAUAUUAAAAUUAAAGAAAGAAUUAAACGAAUUAUAUAAAAACGAUAAAAGUUAUUUAGAAAAUGUCAAGAAAAUUGAUUUAAAUGAUAAAAAUUAUCAAAUCAUUUUAAUAAAAAUUUGUAGUUAUUAUGAUUUAAUACCACCUGCAUAUGAAACAAUAAGAGAAAAUGAUGUUUAUUUAACCACUGGAAUGUUUUAUGAUAUUAAAUUUACAUCCACGUAUUCAUAUGACUUAAAUCAAUCAAAAGAAGAAGUUAGCAAAAGUAUAUUUGAGUAUAUUGAAAAUAAUUGGAAUGAGAUACUUGAAGAAAGUAAUAAAAGAAGAGAAGGACUAUUCAAAUAA
Messenger RNA from Hepatospora eriocheir, 1215 nucleotides. The record is from the annotation of a GenBank genome assembly. NCBI's taxonomy places the organism in Eukaryota, Fungi, Microsporidia, Hepatosporidae.